GGGGGGCGGAAGAGCUUGUUUGUGUUUUGGUUCUGAGGGGAGUUGCGAGAAGAAAGAAAGGAGGAGACGUGACGGGAUUGUUGAAACUGUUUUCUUGGUUCCCAAACACCAACCACCACAGUGUCCCGGGUUCCGUGUGUAAAUACUGCAUCAGUGGUAUUUAAAGUUAAGAACAUCGUCUGGCUCUCAGUAGAAGUCCUCCUUGUGAGGUUUGGCACACAGGACAGCGGGGGAUCUGACUAGGUCAUGGCCAAUCGGGGAGGAGCUACGAGACCCAACGGACCCAAUGCAGGGAACAAGAUCUGUCAGUUUAAGCUGGUGCUGUUGGGGGAGUCAGCUGUGGGGAAGUCCAGCUUAGUGCUCCGAUUCGUUAAAGGGCAAUUCCAUGAAUUCCAGGAGAGCACGAUAGGAGCUGCCUUUCUCACCCAGACAGUGUGUCUAGAUGACACAACGGUGAAGUUUGAAAUCUGGGACACUGCCGGUCAGGAGCGUUACCACAGUUUGGCCCCCAUGUAUUACAGAGGAGCACAGGCCGCCAUCGUGGUCUACGACAUCACAAACGAGGAGUCCUUUGCACGGGCUAAGAACUGGGUGAAGGAGCUGCAAAGACAAGCCAGCCCUACCAUAGUCAUCGCUCUGUCAGGCAACAAGGCCGACCUGGCCUCCAAGAGAGCUGUCGACUUCCAGGAUGCCCAAUCCUACGCAGAUGACAACAGCUUACUUUUCAUGGAGACGUCGGCCAAGACAUCUAUGAAUGUGAACGAGAUAUUUAUGGCUAUUGCCAAGAGAUUGCCGAAGAGUGAGCCCCAGGCUGCGGGGGCUAACAGUGGGCGGAGCCGGGGGGUGGACCUGACAGAACCUCCGCAGCCGGCCAAGGCUCCGUGCUGCAGUACCUAACGUGGAGACCCCCACCCUCCAACCACCUGUAGAGCAGUAACUAAUGCGGCCGAUGUCCUGAAUGCCACCGCAGUUACUAAUGCAAUGUGGUGUACUCUUAUCCCUCUUCCUGCAAAACAAGAAAAUAUACCCUGUGCCCCCCUUUUCUUUUUGCAGUAACGAACUCAAUGCCAUUACACUGAUCUCUUCACACGGCCACGCCUCUUUUCUUCCAUCACGGUUCCGCUGCUACUCGAUUAUGCCUCAUAACCAAUCUUUUUCUUCUUUUCCGCCAUCCAGCUUGUUACAUCUAUCAAUUAUUAUUGAUAGAUUAACGAUAGCAGAUAUUAGAGAUGUUAGUGCACCCUGCCUUCCAUAUCCUUUCUUCUCAUUAAGAGGAAGUGGUUACUUCCCUAUUAUGGGAUAGCUUAAGACUUUACUACUGCAUUUCUUAUUCUGGUCUUCUGUUGUUGUUCUUUUUGAUAAUCGUGUUACUUAUUAUUGUCAAAAACAAUUAGUCUGCAGCAGCACAGAAACAAAGGUCUAUCAUAGAAGAGGAGGGUACUAUCGUGAAUCUGAGAAAGAGGAAAGGCGGAGGGCAGAGAGAGAGAGAGAGACACACCUCUCAUGUUGACACUUUUAUCUUAACAUUUGACUUGUCAUUUUUGAUUCUCUCUCUGAUUCCCUCUGCCUGCCUGUGUUUUCCAGGUCCUUUCCCCUACUUAACCUAAAGUAGCACUAGUGUAUAUUUCUCUAAAGCUCCAUUCUGGGGCCAUGCCUGCUUCUAGCUGUCCAUAGUGGCAUUGUGCAAUGUUUCACAGUAUUUACUCUGUGACUUAAGUGUCUGCAAGGACCAAUGCAGCACAAUAAAAAAGAAAACCCUGCUCCACACAGCUUUCUCCACAACAAGGCGCAGGGGCCUCUGAGGUCACAAUCUCCUGAUGCAGUGUCCUUUGAUACAUCUUGUGCAGACCAUCUCUUUGUGGUUAUCCUCGGGUCUCUUGGUUUCUGCCUUGGAUGGUUUUGUUUAUGCAGAUUACCUAUUCUACUGUGUUAAUGUUGUCGGACCGCUGCUAGGUUUGCACCUGUUAAAAGCAAAAGGUGAUGGUAGAGAGUUGGGAGUUGCAAUAUGUAAGGCUGCUUCAUAAUCACCAGUUUGAAUCAUAAAUAUUAGUCAUCUUCUCCUUUUUAGGAAGUGCUUUAGAAACAUUUGUGCGUCACAGUGUGUACAAACUAGGCCUGGGCUGGCUGGCAGAUGACAGAUUUCAUCCAUUGACUCACUCACACGUGCCCGUUUGUGUGUGUUUGUGUGAGGUUUGAACACAUUUGCACAUGAACACACACAUUACGUUGAAUUCCUCCCUUUGAACUGUGUCAGACAUAAACAUAACUGUACAUAAACACACACAGUCUGUUACACCUGUCCGUCACCUGUGUUGAGCACACUUUUUUCCCCCCUGUCCCACCCCCACACUUGACAUUGUUACAUACAGCGACACAUGCACACACGCACAUAUACAUGUGGUCAAUAACUCUUUUUCCAGUUCUUACUCAUGCCUUGCACUAAUGAUGCUCAUUACUAUAUCUUGUCAUAAUUACAGCCAGUGUGAUAUAAAUAUAUAUAUAUAUAAAAAUAUAAAUAUAUAAAUAAUAUACUGUAAAUAGGGUGUUGCCGUGUAGUCUACUUUUUUCGAUUUACCAGUGACAGGACUAAUGCUUGCUAGGGAGAUGUCUAGAAAAUCUAUCUAAAAAACUGUACAGUUAGCAGAAAAUAACAGCUACAAUCUGGGUUUGGAGUUUGGUUGCUGUAACUUUUUCACACAAAUGGUUAAAUUAUAAUCAGUGGUGGUCUUUAUAAAUGUAUGUAGUGUUAUUAACAAAAAAUGAAAUUGCAUUUAUUUAGAUGUCUGUCUUGUACCCUUUUUCUCAAAAGAAAAAAAAUAAUAUCCAAAUAUUUUGGUUUAUAUUUUUAACAUUAUCUCUCUCUCGCAAUUCACUAAUCUCAUUUUUAGUGGUAUCAGGCUACUUGUCCACAUUUCUCCCUGUAAGUAGAUCUGAACUUCCAGAAACGCUGGUUGUAAAAGCUCCAGAGAAGGCAGAACUAAUACAAAACAGUUUGAUUAACCAACUGUCUGCCUUUUUAACAUCUCAGUAGUCUUGUGAAGAUAUUGUAGGAAACGUGUUACAACUAUCAGCUGGCACGAUGGUCAUUCAUAAAUAAAUGAAUUAAAACAUAAUAAGGAUGUAAAUUGUAUGUUUUAUUUUUUCAUUAACACUUAAUUGCACCCGAGAACCUUUAAAUGCAAGCAUUUUACAGUACUGUUAUGUAAUGACCAAAUAAAUACUGAAAUCAAUUUGAUCAUU
Molecule: messenger RNA, 3240 nt
Organism: Trematomus bernacchii (emerald rockcod)
Lineage: Eukaryota; Metazoa; Chordata; Actinopteri; Perciformes; Nototheniidae
Gene: rab5aa
Product: RAB5A, member RAS oncogene family, a
Exons: 6
Coding region: 247-897 (216 amino acids)
Molecular function (GO): GTP binding; GTPase activity
Source: RefSeq, a predicted model, not a curated record